GAGACGCAGACGAGAAAUCCGCUUAGAAAAAAUGAUUUAUUUGAAAAGUUACUGUCUUUUAGCCAUGGCUACGGAACUGCUGUUUGUGAGUCCGGUAUUUGGUUGGCACGACCUGGACAAUAGCGAGUACGACUGCUGGCCCCUGGACAAGCCUGACGAGCUGAACAUGAUCGACUGCGGAGGGCUGGAGAUGGCGUGGCUGGACAGACCACCAGACACAGUGAAGGUUGGGGAGGUGUUCACCGUGUCCUACUCUGUCACCACCCAGGACAGCUUCUACCAGUGGGCCCUGGACAACAGCAUUUUCACACACAGCUCCAUCGUGGAUGUAGCUGCAGCUAAGAGCUUCUGUGAGGACCAUGAAUGUCCUGCCAACUGGAGAGAUGCUAACGAGGACAACUGCUGCAUCCACCACGCCAACAUCCACUCCUGCCCCCUGGGAUACAUGACUACAGAGAGGAUCUGUGGUCCCUGGAUUCCAGAUGAUGGUCAGAUCUUCACACACACCAUCUCCACUUCUGGCAAGAUGAGCCAGACCAACUGGACCGCCAAGGUGGUGCUGACCCAUGUGGGGCUGACCUCCCUGAUUGCUCACAUCAGAGUGGGACUCAUGCAGGUGGCCCUGGAGGCCAAGAGCACCGUGCUGCCCGCAACACACUGUGGGGACAGUGUGUGUGAGCAGGAUGAGCAGUGCUCCACCUGUCCUGCUGACUGUGGAGAGUGUCCCAUGAGCACCUCCAUCAAGCUGGCCAUCAGCCUGCCUGCUGCCCUGGUCAGCAUCAGCUUCUUCUGCACUGCCAUGUGGUUCAGGUACCAGAAGCAGAGGAUGUUCUGGGACGAGAGCUGGAUCAUAGAAUAUGGACAGAUCAAACAAGACCAGAUGACCAGGACCACCAUGGGCAGCAUCAUCAGUGUUCCUCUGGCCAACAGCGACUCCAACACCAGCUGUGUGACGGCACUCAGCUCCUGCACCACCCAGCACGCCUCCCGCAAGAACCUCUUCACUCUCACCGGGAUGUAUGAUGGCAGAUCUGUGGCGAUCAAGAGGAUCCACACCAAAACCUUCUCCCUCUCCAAGUCCAUCAGGCAAGAGGUCAAACAAGUCAGGGAGCUGGACCAUCCUAACUUGUGUAAGUUCUACGGAGGCUGUGUGGAGGUUCCCAACGUUGCCAUAGUUACAGAGUACUGCCCCAAAGGCAGUCUGAAUGACGUGCUGCUGAAUGAGGAGAUACCCCUGAACUGGGGCUUCAGGUUCUCCUUUGCUACAGAUAUCGCCCGGGGCGUGGCCUACCUGCACCAACACAAGGUGUGUCACGGACACCUCAAGUCCCUCAACUGUGUCCUCGACGACCGCUGGGUCUGCAAGAUCACAGACUACGGGCUGUCCACCUAUCGGAGAGAGGACAUGUCUGAGCCCCUGACGACCUAUCAGCAGAGACUACAGGAGGUGUACACGCCCCCUGAGUGUCACAACUGCAACCUGGAGCCCACCCUGGCUGGAGAUGUGUUCAGUUAUUCCAUAAUCCUGCUGGAGAUCGCUACUCGCAGCGACCCCGUCCCUGUGGAGGAGUCCUCUCUGGAGUGUGCCUGGUGCCCCCCCCUGCCAGAGCUCAUCUCAGGGAAGACAGACAACACCUGCCCCUGCCCUGCCGAGUACGUGGAGCUUAUCAGGCGCUGCCGUUCUCAUAACCCCGCCCACCGGCCGGCAUUUGAGCAGAUCAGGAAGGUCGUCCAGAGGAUCAACCCUCACAAAGUCAGCCCUGUGGACAUGAUGAUGAACCUGAUGGAGAAGUACAGUAAGCACCUGGAGGUGCUGGUGGCAGAGAGGACACAGGACCUGAUGCACGAGAAACAGAAGACAGACCGACUGCUGUACAGCAUGCUGCCUCGUCAGGUGGCAGAUGACCUGAGGCAGGGGAAGCCUUCUCAGGCCCAGAGCUUCAUCAGCGCCACCGUCUUCUUCAGUGACAUCGUGGGGUUCACCCAUCUCUCCAGCUCCAGUACUCCCUACCAGGUUGUAGGCUUCCUCAACAAGCUCUACACAACCUUCGAUGACAUCAUAGACAACUACGACGUCUACAAGGUGGAAACCAUAGGGGACGCCUACAUGGUGGUGUCAGGUGUGCCCAAGGAGAACGGCAUCCAACACGUGUCUGAGAUCUGCAGCAUGGCUCUGGACCUGGUGGCUGUUUGUCGCAGCUUCAGAAUCCCUCACAAACCCAACACCCUGCUGCAGAUACGUGCUGGUAUACACUCAGGUCCGGUGGUGGCUGGUGUGGUCGGCACCAAGAUGCCUCGCUACUGUUUGUUUGGAGACACAGUCAACACAGCCUCCAGGAUGGAGUCCACCAGCGAGGCCCUGAAGAUCCAGUGCAGCUCCGGUACAUUCUACCUGUUGGAGGAGAUAGGAGGCUAUGUGCUAAACUGCAGAGGCAUGCUCCAGGUCAAGGGUAAGGGGGAUAUGGUGACCUACUGGCUGGAGGGGAAGCAGGCGUCCCUGUCCUGUAAGGACCCCUACCACGACCCCUCCAGGGUGUCCAGUAGGAAGCCUGCCGUGGUUCCUGACAGUGACAGAGAGCUGUACUCCUCCAUGCCAGGCUUCCUCAACCACGACCUGCUGCUGGACCCUGCCUGACCCCUGACCCCCUCAUGCUGGACCCUGCCUGACCCCUGACCCCCUCAUGCUGGACCCUGCCUGACCCCCUCAUGCUGGAUCCUGCCUGACCCCUGACCUCUAACCCCCUGAUGCUGGAACUUCCUGUAUCUGUAGUAGUUCCCAAGCUAAAAGAUUGUUAUACUUAAAGCAUGACUACAAAGU
This is a messenger RNA of Osmerus eperlanus (European smelt), 2818 nucleotides long. RefSeq names its product atrial natriuretic peptide receptor 1. Gene Ontology annotation, molecular function: peptide receptor activity; guanylate cyclase activity; ATP binding. Gene Ontology annotation, cellular component: plasma membrane. NCBI's taxonomy places the organism in Eukaryota, Metazoa, Chordata, Actinopteri, Osmeriformes, Osmeridae. The record is from RefSeq and is a predicted model, not a curated record. Gene Ontology annotation, biological process: protein phosphorylation; cGMP biosynthetic process; intracellular signal transduction.